Messenger RNA from Saccostrea echinata, 2103 nucleotides. RefSeq lists its product as uncharacterized. Bases 150 to 1571 code for a protein of 473 amino acids. The record is from RefSeq and is a predicted model, not a curated record. Lineage: Eukaryota; Metazoa; Mollusca; Bivalvia; Ostreida; Ostreidae. Gene Ontology annotation, molecular function: protein binding. The transcript is spliced from 5 exons.
CUCAAAUGUAAACAAUAUGGCGGAUAAGGAAAAGCAGUCGUCAUGGUAGAUACCACGCUUUGAGUCAAAAGUAGAAACGUUACAAGGUUGUUUUCUUUUGGAAAUUAUUGUAGGAGUUGACAGAUUGUGUUCAUUAACAUGAAUUACAGAUGGAAGCAGUAGAACGUCCCCAUACUAGUCGAGGCAUACGCUCUCGAGCACGACGCCCCCCUUCAAGGGGUGGAAGACAGAUUGAACAGUUGCUAAACGAUGAAGGUGAAGAAAAUGGAAGGCCAGCAUCUCGACGAGGAUUUACACCAGAGACAUAUGACAGAGAGGAUUAUGAUGAAUUUUCAAGACAGAGCCAUGUGUUUGAAAGGCAGUUGACACCAGAAUAUGGAAGUCCUCCUGGAAUUAUGUCAGGACACAUGUCUCCUUACCAACAGAGGAACUCCCCAGCCUUCAGGGACAGUCCUCACUCACACAGAGGCUACCGACCUCAUAGGGACAGCCCCUUAAUUCACAGCCCCACUCAUCAGGAAUCUCCUCACAAUACCCCAUUUGAAAGACCCUCCUCCAGGAGGAAAGGGGAUGUCCCAGAUACUGGAAGACAGUAUAGUAUUUCACCUACUCACCAUGAGGACUUUCAUUAUGGUUCUUCACCGACAGAGAGGCACCAUGUUUCCUCACCUACAGAAAGACAUUACGGUUCCUCACCUAACCAUGGACACCCUGACCAUAGAUAUGGUGGCCAACAUAUCUAUGAUAACAACCAACAAGCUGAUUUUGAGCACAGAGCAAACUCUCCCAUGAUGGAAACCAAUGUGUUGUGUUUGGAUGAUUCUUGGCCACCAUCUCCCAGAGAGAAACCUCCUACAGCUCGCCCAAAGUCUAGCCGAAAACGAUUGAAAAGUGGGAGAAAGAAAAGGCACGAGCAGGAAUCCCACCAGACCUACUCAGCUGUUGACACACCAAUACUCAGACCUCCUUCAUCUCUCUCAAAGUACAAACCCCUUCCUGCAAUAGGUGCUACAUCACCUACAACUGAUGAUGUAGAAAACAUCUCCAAAAAGACACAGAGUGUGACGCUUGGACUUGGUGAAAGGACUCGAACAAGUUACUCCAUAGACCUCUCCAAAAAAGAGGAUCCAACUGAAAAUGGCACUUCAGGAGAAAGUGCUAGAAGAGAUAGUGUUGAUCAGAGAAAGAGUGGUCGACGAGAAAGCUUUGAACAAAUUACCGAUAGCAGGCGUCAAAGUUUUGAACAACCUGAUUCAAAUAGAAAACUUUUAGAUCUGUCUAACAAAGACGGAUUUAAACCUCGCGACCUCCCAACAGAGCCUGGGGAGACAGAACAGCGGAUUUUGUUGGCUAUAAGAUUACCAGAUGGAAGAAGACAUCAAAGGUAUUUCAGGUUAGUAGAAAAAAUGGACACGGUGCUAAAAUUUGCCGAGAAUGUAACAGGGAUGGAAUUGGGAGAGUACAGGCUUGCAUGCAAUGCCCCAAAGGCAGUGUUUACUGAUCUGACACAACUUAUAGGGGAGUCUGGGCUUCAGGAUAGAACAGUUCUCUACCUUGAGGAGCUGGAGUGAAAAGCUCAACAUCUCUUUUGAGGAAACUCCUUUGCCCAACUUUUCAAUCAAAUUGACUUGGCAUAUAGUCUUUAAGUUUCAGCAUGUAUAACUAUGUUGUACAUGUACAAGAGCAUAGUUUCUGUUAAAAAAUUAAAUUUUUUAAAACAUGACCACUUGAAAUUUUUGUCAAAAGAAAGACAAAAAAACAAUGCUUAUACAGCUUAAAUGUUAAUUGAUUUUAAUUCAGUUUUUGUGGGAAAGAAAAAUCCAAAUUACUGUAUUUCUUGUUAAGUACAACUUCACAAGUUUUGGAUGUACAUGUAUGUGUACAUACUAGCUAUAUUAGCUAGUGUUAUAAUUUCUUUUAUAUGAAAGGAGGGUAAAAUGCACUGGAAAAAAACACUUUGAAAUAAUUUUUUUCAUAUAUGUUAAAGAUAAAAACUAAUUUUUACUCAUCUUGUAACAAACUCAUAUCCCAGUGCUUAUAUUUUGUGUCAGAUUUUUAUUUAUUUUUCUCUUUGUACAUAUAUGUAUUAAUUUAACUAUGUAC